Molecule: messenger RNA, 3605 nt
Organism: Paramisgurnus dabryanus
Lineage: Eukaryota; Metazoa; Chordata; Actinopteri; Cypriniformes; Cobitidae
Source: RefSeq, a predicted model, not a curated record
CUGAUCUCUCAGCCGCAUCCACACACACGCCUCAUUCUCAUCUUCAUCAUCAGAUCUGGUGUGAUCUCUGUAGGAUCUCACGUUCUCUAGAAGCGCUGGUUAAUCUACGUUAUACCACGGGGCCAUUGAAUGCUUUAUUCUGAUUGGUUGAGAAAUGUUCCACAGCUGGCGAUGGAUUGCAGACAGUGUGACUGCGGUCAUUAAUAUCUGAUCUGUGAUUGGCUCAUUCUGUUUUUGUGGCUGCUGUCACCAUGGCGAAGAGUCCAGAGGUGAAACUGGCAGUUUUUGGCAGAGCAGGAGUGGGCAAAUCCGCUCUGGUGGUGAGAUUCCUGACCAAGCGUUUCAUCUGGGAGUACGACCCAACACUCGAGUCCACGUAUCGCCAUCAGGCAAAUAUUGAUGAUGAGAUGAUUAGUAUGGAGAUUUUGGACACAGCUGGACAGGAGGAUUUGAUACAGAAGGAGGGUCACAUGCGUUGGGCAGAUGGGUUGAUUCUGGUUUAUGACAUCACAGACCGCGGCAGUUUUGAAGAUGUUGUUCCUCUGAAGGGACUUCUGGAUGAGGUAAAGAAACCCAAACACGUCCCGUUGGUUCUGUUAGGAAACAAAGCUGAUCUGGAGCACGCCCGACAGGUCUCGACAGAGGAGGGCGAGCGGCUGGCGGCCGACAUGGCCUGUGCGUUUUAUGAAUGUUCUGCGUGCGUGGAUCAGGUGGGCACAGGUGGAGGAGUGGCGGAGGCUUUUCAUGAGCUGUGUCGUGAGGUCCGGCGCAGACGGGCCGUACAGGGAAAAACACGACGCAGGAGCUCGACAACACACGUCAAACAAGCCAUUAACAAAAUGCUCACAAAGAUCAGCAGUUAAAGAGAGUGAUGAGUCUGAUGACAAAUAAACUAACAAAGGUUUCUUCAGUAUUACACAUGAAGAAAACUGUCAAUGUUGUGCUUUAAGAGCUGUACGUUUGUGUGAUCUAAAUCUAUUUAAAGGUGUCAUAUCACAAAAAAAAACUAAAGCCGUACUCACCUGCUGAUCUGAAAAAUCUCAAAUUCUACAAACCAAUGACUGAUAUUCAUUUUUAAUAAUAUAUCUGAUCAACACACAUUACAGACCUGAUGGAAUGGAUUUAUGUUAUGUAUUUUCUGUUAUUAUUUAACAUGUGAUGAGGCAAAAACAAACUUUUUAGGAUCCGAUACACACCAAAUGAUUUUACCUCUUACAACAAUCCUAGUUAAAGUCUAGAUUGUUUUUGUGGUUGGACCGAUUAUCUUAUCAGAUUUUCCAGCUGUGGUUUUAAGAGUGUGUAAACCUGCUCAGAAGCAGGUAUGAGGCGCUUAGAUCGCAAAUCGGAAAUAUUCAACAUGUCGAAUAUUUACGAUCAGAAAUCCUGUUGUGUGAAGGAACCUUGAGGAUAAACCAUAGAUUGUAAAAAUAGUGUCCAUGACAUCACCCGUAGGUUUGGAAAGGGCAUUUUUGAAGCCCAAAGUAGGCGGAGCCUUUCGUCGCCAUCUUGGCAGCGCGUCACUCCUGGAUAACCGAAAAUCGGCAAAGAGGGGGGACGUGGGUGGACCUAAGAAGACUGAAACCACGCCCACCUAGCUCGACUGUAGUAACAGCAUUGGAAGUUCACUUGUCACUCAAGUGGCCACGCCCUAAUUAUGCAGAAAGUUAAGGCUUAAUAUAAUUUAAAUGGAUGAGUUACAAAAAAAUUCACCCCCUCAUAGUUAUCAAGAAGGGCGAAAUUAGCUAUAUAGAUCUCACACAUUUAUUUCUUCUGUAAAGUUGGGCAUUUUAACAUUGGGGUCUAUGUAAAUUGACUCCAUUUUGGAGCCAUACUCUAGUGGCCCGUCGAUAAAUUGCAGUUUAUGUCACUCAGGGAAGGUUGUCCCUUGGGAUAUACGCAAACGCACGCUGUAGAUUGUCACGUGAAACGAAACGAUACCCAAUCAGAAAGCAAGCUGAUAAAAGACGAAACAACCUAACCGCAGUCAUGGUGCAGCAGGCACAGUCCAAAGUGUGAUGGACAUCAAAGAUGUAAAAAGCAGUCCACAGUAUUAAUGACAUUUCUUUAUCCCUGCCCUCCAUUUUGUUUGUUUACUGUUAAGUCACGUUUGACAAAGAGACAUUGUGAGAUUUCAGCGAGAUUUCCUGUGAAGGGAAUUUAAGAUGUGAUGUCUGGUGUGAAGCCCUUUAAGAUGUUUAUGGAUUGUGUUAUUUUCUGUGAUAUAUUUUUCAUACAGCUGAACUGAAGAUCAACAUAAAUAUCACCAUCACAGAUCUCAAUCCUUAUGUUGUUGUAUUCGAGAAAUCAUCCAUCAAAUACAACUAUUUCCUCCCCUAUAAUCACAGUAUUUAGACUUCAAACAUCCACCGGCUCUUCAAUCUGUGUAUGAGGAACAUCUCGCUGUGGAUCUGUAUCUCAUAUGAGUUUUAUUCAUUCAUUGAUCAGAUAAUGUGAGACUAUCAGGGGCCAAAUCCUGACCACAGCCAUAUUCAUCAUGAAUCAUUAAAACAUGUCUAAAGUAUUUCUAAACCACAGAUCUCAAACAAAUCUUUUUGAAUCAGAUUUACUACUUUGUCUGAUAUUGAUAAUAAUCUUUAUUUUUUUUCUUCUCCAGUAAAUUGACUUUAAUGCUGUUUACAGUACAUAAAUAUGCACAUCUGUGUAAAUGUAAAUGUCACAAAAGUCAACGGCUGCUGUGGCUGGUUGCAUAAACAUAGCUGUGAAGUUAAAACUGUGUCUUAAGAUCGAGUCUGACAAACUGGCAGUUAGUUAGGGGUCAUCAGUCCUACUAUUUUGCUUUAAAUUCGACCAAUCUACCACUUUAUGUAACAUACUUUAAACAGUUAUGAUCAGUCUUGAAGAAAAAAAAUAGAUGAGUAACUUUUAAGACUAAAAAGUUUAUGUAACCGGCCCCAGGUGUGCAUUUGUGAACCUUAAUCGUGAUUUCAUCACAGAGUCCAGAAUGAACCCUCAUUAUACACCUAUUAAAUACAGACUUCAUUAUAUACAUACCCUGUACAACCUGUGAUGAUAUCUGUGAUUUAAGAGAUUUAAGUCAGAAGAUAUACAAACCAUGAAACAAAAACAUCUGUCUCAUUUCAUAACAACCUUUAACUCAGUGGAAAAUUUCCCAUUUACUUUAUCAUCAAGUUUAUCUUGGAUGAUCGUUUGUUUUACUGCAGAACUCUACAGUACGUAACAAAAAGAUGUAAAAUAUUCUUUGCAAUACGCUAGAAUAAAUCAUACACACACACACACACACAUACACACAGAGCGAGAGAGAGUCUUGAUGUAAAUUCACGAUGCAGUAUUUCUGCGGAGUUAAUAAAAGAAAAUUUAAAUCUCAAACAUGCACUUUAUUGUUGACAUUCUUUGAGUUUGUGUUAUCAUUACAGUGUUAUGUGAAUGGCUGAAUUACAUCUGUAUUACACUGUUAAAAAAUAAUGUGAAUACUAACAGAAGAACCAAAAACUUCAGGCUUUGUGUGUGUGUGUGUGUGUAGGGUGUGUCAUGUUCAGAUGGAGGAUAAUUACACGCAUGUGUCUGAGAAUAGAAGCCACAGAAAACCACAAAUUUUAAGUUUAUAAGCAGCAGGUCAACACUGA